Molecule: messenger RNA, 1833 nt
Organism: Misgurnus anguillicaudatus (oriental weatherfish)
Lineage: Eukaryota; Metazoa; Chordata; Actinopteri; Cypriniformes; Cobitidae
Source: RefSeq, a predicted model, not a curated record
UUUAGUUUGGCCUAUUUAGGGAGGGACACACAUCAGACCUUUAUAGUCGUACGCACCUGUUGGACUUAUCACAGUUUGACUCAUUGUUCUCUGGUGCAACUCACUGAAGCAUCAUUCACCUUGGGAUCUUUGCUUGAUCACUCAUUUCUCCCAGCCAUGAAGUGGACGAUCACAGGAUUCCUUCUGCUGGCUCUGGUGGUUUUCCAGAUAAGUACAGCCAGUGCCUCAACAACUCAGCCUCCUUCAAACGCAACUACAACAGCCAGCAACGCAACAAGUCAACCUGAUUCAAACGCAAGUACAACAGCCAGCGUCCCAACAACUCAGCCUCCUUCAAAUGCAAGUACAACAGUCAGCAUCCCAACAAGUCACCCUGAUUUAAACGCAACUACAACAGCCAGCAACGCAACAAGUCAACCUGAUUCAAACGCAAGUACAACAGCCAGCGUCCCAACAAGUCACCCUGAUUCAAACGCAAGUACAACAGCCAGCGUCCCAACAAGUCACCCUGAUUUAAACGCAACUACAACAGCCAGCAACGCAACAAAUCAACCUCCUUCAAACGCAAGUACAACAACCAGCGUCUCAACAAGUCACCCUGGUUUAAACGCAACUACAACAGCCAGCAACGCAACAAGUCAACCUCCUUCAAACGCAAGUACAACAACCAGCGUCUCAACAAGUCACCCUAGUUUAAACGCAACUACAACAGCCAGCAACGCAACAAGUCAACCUCCUUCAAACGCAAGCACAACAGCCGGCGUCCCAACAAGUCAGCCUCCUUCAAACACAAGUACAAAUCAAACCGGGGUCCCAACAACUCUGCCUCCUUCAAAUACAAGCGCAACUCAAGCCAGUGUUCCCACAAGUCGGCCUCCUUCCAACACAACUAUGACCCAUACGACCACAAUGACAAAUACUACAAUGAUGAAAAAUGGCACCACCACAGUAACAACCCAAACUCCUCGGACGACUCCAUCAUCAGCCUACACAGUGACAGCUAGUGUUAUUAGUUAUACUCUACCAGUUCUCUUUUACAAGCUGAUGAACUGAGCAAACCUGGACUAAAAUUAACCCUAGCUAUUUGAGAAAAGUUGCACUAACAAAAAAACUGUAGUGUAUAAUGUAGUAAAACAGGAAGAGUGUUUAUUUCACUUAGAAUAUAUGAAGAGUUUCGUUGCAAAACGAGAUAACCACCGUUUUUUUAAUUGUUCAGAAAUCUCGUUUUUUGGUUGUGCAUUCCAAUUAAUAUCAAUUCAACUGCAGUUGGUUUGUUUUGAUUUAAACCUUUAAAACUUAAAAAAAUACAGCUAAGUAGCACCAUAAAACAAAAUAAUAACAUGAUAACAUAAUAAUAAACAUGUUUUGACAAAAAUGUUAAAAAAUGGAUUUAUCUCGUUUUGCAACGAAACUCUUCAUAUAUAUAUAUAUAUAUUUUCUUUUAAUCACAAUGAGGCAUAUCAUACUACUGUUAGAGCUUGGACAUGAUCUCCUAUUAAUCUAAUGGCUUAUGUGUAAAUGAUUUCAACUAACAAUCAUAAAAAUGUAUCUUCAUCUGCAUUUUUUUUCAAAUCUAAUUUUUGAGUUUUAGUUAUUAUUUUUAAAAUGUUGAACUGGAUUGUGAAGGGAAAGCAGGCAAGUAGUGACCAACACUGAUUGAUACUUUUUAAUACAUCUCUCAGGUUUGUAUCUUAUAAUAUUGAGUGAAGAGAAAGGUAAAAUAUAAGAUUUGUAAUUUUUUUUAUGUUCAAGUCACAAACUGAGACUUUUGUAGAGCAUUAUUUAUGAACCUUAAAUUAGAAAUUAAAUUGUUUUAAUAAAUAAUUAAGCAAA